Molecule: messenger RNA, 1221 nt
Organism: Psilocybe cubensis
Lineage: Eukaryota; Fungi; Basidiomycota; Agaricomycetes; Agaricales; Agrocybaceae
Exons: 2
Coding region: 1-1221 (406 amino acids)
Source: RefSeq, a predicted model, not a curated record
AUGGUCCCAGGCGAGGAUAUCCAAUAUCAAGACUGGGAAUUCAUGGUCACUACCCCACCGUCAUCGUCAGGCUCACACUGGACAGCGUCGGACUCCCCAUCUUUCGCGGUCACUAGCCCAAAUCUUACCUUCGACUCGACGGCGCCCAUGGCGGACAAUAUAGCCCCAAACGAGCCUACAAACGUCAAAAUUGUAGAGAACUGGUGGUCAGAAAAUACUGGAUUUGUCAUUCUUGAGGCAGAGGGGCGCCUUUUCAAGAUGCUGGCCACAUUAUUUCUAAGAAAAUCCCCUGUUUUCAAGGCCGCUUACGACGGCUCCCCAACCUCACCACCCGUUUUCUGCAAGAAGAUAUAUGUAGGAUCGGGGUCUGAAAUCAUUCAAAAAACGCAAGGAAAAGAUAUCAUCGUCUUUGAAAUGCUUGAUGUCACUGCUAAAGAAGCUGAGGAAUUCGUGCAUGCUCUUCUUGAUCCUGAACACUUCGACAGGCCCCCCAAAAAAGAAAAAUUUGAGGUCAUUUUGGCCAUUUUUAAACUGGCUUCGCUUUAUGAGGUGAACUACUUGCGGCGGAAUGCGCUGGCUCAUUUGGAAUUGGCAUAUCCGUGCACAAAUAUAGAGGACUGGGAUUCCAGAGAACAACGAUCAACAUUCUCAGUGGACCGCUCCGCCGAGUUUUAUCAGACAAUUCCUCAUACAUUGACGAAUACCUUCUCCCUAAUUGAACUUUGCAUGGCUCAUCGCGCCUUCUGGAUUUUGCCUGCGGCAUUUUAUGAAUGCUGUCUCUACAACGUCGACAAAAUACUGGAGCACCCUAAAUGGGCAGAAUGUAACGACGACUCACUACUGCCGGCGAUAAAAAACAAGAUUAUAACAGGGUUUAUCUCUCAGAAGGAAGAGACAUCAAGGGUUCUCUCCUUCCUACAUGUCUCCCUUCCUCAAUGCAAUUCUAGCAGAAAGUGCAAUGAAAUUCGACAAGGAGAAUUGGCUAACAUAUAUAUCACCCGCGGGAAUAAGCGCCGCGAUAUGGACUUCCUAGGGACUGUCUGGGACAAAGGCGAUUGGGACGAAUUUGGCGAACAAGGGAUGUGUGGUCAAUGCCUGAGCAUGUGCCGCUCAUACCAUAACAAUUUCAGAGUCGAUGCUUGGGAGAAUCUUCCUAGUUUAUAUGACUUGCCCGACUGGGACUCUCUGCGCGAACUACGUUCACAUGUGAUGAAGUAUUAA